CAAUGUGGGGUGAUCUCCGAGCACACCAAGAAGAUGUGCACCAGGUCCCUGCGGUGUCCCCAGCACACAGAUGAGCAGCGCAGAGCAGUCAGGGUCUACCUCCUCGGUCCUUCCGCGUCCCUGCCCGAGGCUGAGGGCAGUGUGGAGAACGACAGCUUCGAGGUGGCAGAGAGCCAGGCCAUCAUGAGCCGCCUGCAGUGGGACGGCUCCUCCGACAUCUCCCCCUCCGACUCGGCCUCCUCCAAAGCCAGUACAAACAACUCCGAGUCUCGCAAGACCAAGAAGAAGAAGCCCCACCUGGGACUGGUGAGUGGUGCCCCAGGGCUGGGCUCCAGCAAGAAGAAGAAGCCCAAGCCCCCU
Messenger RNA from Acanthisitta chloris (rifleman), 360 nucleotides. Its product is annotated as ataxin-7-like protein 3. The transcript is spliced from 4 exons. Lineage: Eukaryota; Metazoa; Chordata; Aves; Passeriformes; Acanthisittidae. Gene Ontology annotation, biological process: regulation of transcription by RNA polymerase II; positive regulation of DNA-templated transcription. Gene Ontology annotation, cellular component: DUBm complex; SAGA complex. Gene Ontology annotation, molecular function: transcription coactivator activity. The record is from RefSeq and is a predicted model, not a curated record. The annotation marks the transcript as partial.